Molecule: messenger RNA, 2995 nt
Organism: Benincasa hispida (wax gourd)
Lineage: Eukaryota; Viridiplantae; Streptophyta; Magnoliopsida; Cucurbitales; Cucurbitaceae
Source: RefSeq, a predicted model, not a curated record
CAUUAUUAUGAUUUUUUGUGUUUCUAUUAAUUUGUUUCAUUAUCCUCCAAGAAAUCUUGUUUCAAUGGCGGACUAUGAGAAGAAACAUGCUUCUGCAACUACAACCAUAUUCCUAUUGGCUUUCUUCCUUCUGUCCCUUUGUGUCGCCGGUGACUCACCGCCGGCCUACACUCCCAUCGACAAUAUAGUUGUUAAUUGUGGUUUUGAUGGUAACUCAGCUUUAUUAGGAGACACUCGCACAUGGAUCGGAGAUGUCAACUCAAAAUUCUUCUCUUCUGAUUUCCAUCACAACAACGCCUCGAUUGCUCUCACCGCACUCACACAGCCCUCUUCCGCCGUAUACGCAACAGCACGAUUCUCCCGUUCGGAAUUCACCUACUCUUUUCCGGUGAGUCCAGGUCAGAAGUUCAUUCGCCUUUACUUCUACUCUGCUUCUUACCCCAACUUCGACCGCUCCAAAGCCUUCUUCUCUGUCGAGGCCGGUCUCUACUUCACUCUUCUCCAUGGCUUCAAUGCUUCUGUUAAUGCCGAUGCUUCUGGUAAAUAUGAAAUGUUUAGAGAAUUUUGUGUGUGUGUGGAGGGAAACGAUGAGAAGCUCAAUCUUACGUUCACUCCCGCUAAUGAAGACUCGUAUGCCUUUAUUAGUGGAAUCGAGAUUGUAUCCAUGCCCGCAUACCUCUAUUAUACACCAAUUGAUCCCAAUGACGGAGGAUUAAUUAUCCGAGAUUUAAAACUCAUCGGCCAAACCAAUUCAUUCUUCCGAAUUGAAAACUACACAUCUCUGGAGAUGGUAUACAGAGUAAACACUGGUGGAAAUUUUAUAUCCCCUGCUGACGACACUGGAAUGUAUCGGACUUGGUCAGGGGAUAGUAAUUUGUUGGAUGGGUACAUAUACGAUGCUCGACUUGUUAACACAACAAUUCAUCUCAACUAUAGUUUAAUACGACCAUACACAGCACCAGAACUCAUGUAUCAAACUGCUUGGACAAUGGGUCCUAAUGAAACUCUCAACAAGAGCUACAACCUCACAUGGGAGUACCUUGUAGAUCCCGGAUUCUAUUACAUGCUUCGCCUUCAUUUCUGCGAGAUUGAGCCGGAAAUCAACCACAUAAAUGAUAGAUUGUUCCUAAUAUACAUCGGAGACACGAUCGCUGAGGAGAAUGCUGAUGUGUUUCGUUGGGCUGGAGGGAAAGGGAUUCCAUAUCUUAGAGAUUAUGUUGUGUUGGUACCUGCCGGUAGUAGCAAAAAGAAAGUGAAUCUCUCUGUUAAGCUCCAACCAAGUCGAGAUGAGUGGAAAACUAGAUGGCCCAGUGUUCUCUUGAAUGGAAUUGAAAUCUUCAAGUUAAAUGACACGAAGGGUAAUCUUGCUGGGGAAAAUCCAGACCCACCUCCUAUCUUUUCCCCUGCUCAAACUCCUCUGUUUUCAUCUAAUACAAAGAGUAAAGCGGUGAUAGCUGUAGUAAUACCCGUAGUAGUGGGAGGUUUGGUUGCUAUGUUAGCUUUGGGUUUAUUUGUUUUGCAACGAUGCAGAACAUCUACGGACCAUACAUCCAGUGACGGAACCUCAUGGUGGGCUAUACAUUCUAUAUCAACCAACAAAUCGAGCAAGACCCGAAACUCCAAUCUCCCUUCUGAUUUAUGUCGUUACUUUUCACUAGCUGAGAUUAGAGCCGCAACCAAAAAUUUUGAUGAAAUUUUCAUCAUUGGCGUUGGCGGAUUUGGUAAUGUGUACAAGGGUUACAUUGACGAUGGAGGUACCCAAGUGGCAAUUAAGCGGUUGAAACCAGGUUCCAAACAAGGAGCACAUGAGUUCAAGACAGAAAUCGAGAUGCUUUCCCAACUUCGCCAUCUCCAUCUCGUCUCUCUGAUCGGAUAUUGUAACGAUGGAAAUGAAAUGAUUUUAGUGUAUGAUUACAUGUCUCAUGGGACUCUCCGUAGUCACCUCUAUGGGAGCGAUGAACAACCUCUCACGUGGAAACAACGUCUCCAAAUUUGCAUUGGAGCUGCACGAGGGCUACACUACCUCCACACUGGGGCCAAACACACAAUCAUCCACCGUGAUGUAAAAACAACAAAUAUUUUAUUGGACGAGAAAUGGGUUGCAAAGGUUUCCGAUUUUGGUUUGUCAAAAGUCGGACCGAUGAACAUGUCCAAAGCACACAUCAGCACAGUAGUCAAAGGUAGCUUCGGUUACUUGGAUCCAGAGUACUACCGUCGACAACAACUAACUGAAAAAUCUGACGUGUAUUCAUUUGGAGUAGUUCUCUGCGAAGUACUUUGCGCUCGUCCGCCAUUGAUGCGGUUGGCCGACAAGAAGCAAACAUACCUCGCAGAGUGGGUCCAACGGUGUGCCCACAACAACACAAUCACUCAGAUUAUCGAUCCAAAAAUCAAGGACGAAAUCUCACAAGAAUGUUUGAAAAAGUUCAUAGAGAUUGCAGUGAGUUGCAUCCAAGAAGAGGGAAUAAAGCGUCCAUCGAUGAAUGAUGUUGUUUGGAGUUUGGAGUUUGCAUUGCAGCUACAGGAUGCAUCAAAGAAGAAUGGAGGUGAAGAUGGCGUAAAUGGAGGUAGUUGUGACUAUGAAAAGCACGACGAGAAAGAAAUGGAGGAGGAGGAGGAGUCAAUGUUCUCCAGUAGUGUUGAUAAAACAUAUGGUUCGAAAUCAAUGGUGAGCAGUGAUGAGACGAUGCUAAAUAGUGAAGAUUCAGGAAAAGGAAUGUCAGGGAUUGUGUUCUCUGAGAUUAUGGAACCCACUGGACGAUGAAGAAGUAUGAUUGAUUUGGAGUAAUUUUUCGUUGAUUCGCAAUAAUAUCUAUUGUGUAAUAACUUUACGUGAAAGAAGUAGUUUUGUUAUUUGUAGGCAAGUAGAUUUCGAUCUCAGUUGGGGUUGGUGCACUUCUUUUCAAUUAAACCAACAAAAACCAAAGUUUUCAAUGUAGAUUUCGAUGUAUAAUGUCAAUGAAAAUAUGAUAUAGUAUCAGUGUUGGUGACAAAA